Messenger RNA from Penicillium waksmanii, 591 nucleotides. RefSeq lists its product as uncharacterized. The transcript is spliced from 3 exons. The coding region runs from base 1 to 591 and encodes 196 amino acids. The record is from RefSeq and is a predicted model, not a curated record. NCBI's taxonomy places the organism in Eukaryota, Fungi, Ascomycota, Eurotiomycetes, Eurotiales, Aspergillaceae.
AUGAAGUUCUCCGAGAUCAUCACCUUCUCCGCUGCCCUUGCUACCUCCGCCAGUGCCAGCCCCGCGAAGCGUUCGGCUCCCGAUAACGUCGACAUCACCUUCGUUGGUGCUGCCGAUGCCUCAUUUACUCAGUCCUUCCCUACCGAUGGCUCCGAUGUUACCAUCGCCAACGUGCUGAGCAUUUCGCACAUCACCUCCAGCACCAACGGUGUCACUUGCACCUUCGAAGGCGUUGACAACAGUGUGACUUCGCUGAGUGGAGCUGGAUCCGUUGAUGUCGGCCCUCCUCAGACUCAGGUCUCUGGACACUGCAGCAAGCUGUGGCGCCGUAAUGCCCAGCCCCAGCGCCGCAACACCGUCUUCGUCACAUUCGAGGGUGCUGCUGAUGCCGAAUUUAGCCAGUACUUCCCUACUGACGGUACUCCCACCAAGAUCUGGAACCCUCUGAGCAUCUCUCACAUCCAGAUUAACCAGGCCGGUGUCUCUUGCACCUUCAAUGGCAUUGAUGACUCCGUUACCUCUCUCACUGGACCCGCAACUGUUGAUGUCGGCCCUCCUCAGACCCAGAUUGAGGGUACCUGCCAUGCUUAG